Octopus bimaculoides (California two-spot octopus) is the source of this 2271-nucleotide messenger RNA. RefSeq lists its product as uncharacterized. The record is from RefSeq and is a predicted model, not a curated record. NCBI's taxonomy places the organism in Eukaryota, Metazoa, Mollusca, Cephalopoda, Octopoda, Octopodidae.
UUAUAAACAAAUUCUUUGUGCAGGUUUUUCAGCAAGAAAUUGCAGAACAUUCUUUCUAGGAGUUCGAGAUACUACAAUUGUCAUUCACUCAUUCAUCUUUUUCAAAGCCAUUGCUCUCCAUACUAUUAUCUUCUUAUCCAUUGUUAUAUGACAGCGAUUAUAUAUUUCUAUUAUUUAUAUGUCCCUCUCCUUUAGUUUUCAUUUAGAUUCUAAAAACGACACCAGCUGACGGUAUUGAAGUUGGGAUGACAAGUAACAUGAUGGUAUGUGGUUUAUAAUUCUUUUGACUUCAAACUGCAACAAAACGAAGUUAGAGAUGUGCAUAUACAAUACGUCAUGAAGAACAAUAUAUGUGAAGACCAUUAAUAAUUAUCUAAUGUUUCGAGAAUGAUUUACCUUCUGGUGAUGUAAGCUAUAUUACGUGUUGGAAACCAAAUACCACUUGUGAAGCUGUAGCAGCCUGCUCUUGUAAAUCUUAUAAACGAACUUCAACAAGGAAGAUGCUUAAAGAUAUUGAGGUUAUAGCAAUCACACCAGCUGAGGGUAUUGAAGUGGGAAACACAGUUAGUAUAUCAAUAACAUGCGAGUAUAAGUCAUAUAAUCUUCUUGACUUCAGACUACUACGAAACGGAAAUGCAGUCGUACAUAUACAAUAUUCCCGUAUCAACCGCGGAUACAAAAAAUUAAAAACUAGCGAUGGUUUCGACUGUGAUUUACCUGUUGGUAAUAAAGGUAAUGUUACCUGUUGGAAAUAUAAGCCCACUUGCAUAGAUGUAGUACCUUACUCAUGUAAAAUAUUCCACACAACUUCAAGAAGGAAGGUUUUUAAAGCAAAAUCUACCUUAGAGAGUCUCGAUGUUGCCGAAGGAUUUAAUGAAGGAGGCAAUGAAAUAAGACACUUAAGAUGUAUAGCAGAUAUUGGCGUACCUUUUAAAUCGCAUGAAACCUUUAUGUGGAUUGUAACAAAACCUGGUAAAUCAUACAAUUUCACCAAAAAGGAGGAAAUCCCGCUUACUUCGAGCUGUUAUUCUCUGGUAUCAUCAGAUUAUACUUUCACUUUACCAGCCAAAGACCUACAUGACACAAAUAUCACAUGUAAAACAAAUUUUGCUUCACUUGAUGUACAAUUCUCCAAUGAGAUGUAAAAUCGUUAGAAAAGACUGCUGUUUGCUUAACAACUUUUCCAAGACUUCGAAGUCAACUUCACAGUUAACUCUAUUGAAGAAUGGCUAAAUCAAUAUGGAAUAUUAACAGCUUCAACGUAUCUCUUAGCCAAGAAAUACUACAAAUGUUUCAGUUCACGUUGCUGAAAGUGAAUAACGUGGAUGAGAAACUAUUACAUGAAUGACAGUUGUCCACUCGAGUACAAGGAAGAACUUUACUGUUUCCUUACUAGGAGCCGACGAAUAUUCCUCCGUCUUCCUUAUACUUCCCUGCUAACUUCAAAGAUGUUGUUAACUAUAAUUAUACUGACGAUGGCUUCUUACUCUUCUGCCUCUAUUACGAUUUCAAGAAUAACACCAUCUGAUGGUAUUGUCGCAAUUAGAAAGACAGGAAAUAUUACAAUAACAUGCCAGUAUGAGGUGAAUAGUCUUCCUGACUUCAAACUCCAACGAAACGGAGAGACAGUUGUACAUAUACAAUAUUCCACAAGCGACCAUAAAUAUGAAAAAAUACAAACUACCAAAGGUUUCGACUGUAGUUUACCUACAGGUAACGCGGGUAAUAUUGUCUGUUGGAAAGCCACUCCCAAAUGCAAUGAUAUAGCAAACUACACGUGUGUAACACCCGAAGAAUCUUCAUCCCCGAAAAGGUUUAAAGCCAUAUCUACCCCUCGGACAAUCACAAUUUACAACCGAACGAGGGAAUAUAACAUGUUAUAUACAGUCUUCAGAUGUGUAGUAUUUGUCGUCCCGCCUAGUCCUCAAAAUUUAACGAUAAUAUGGACAUUGUUCGGUCCUAAUAUAAACAAUGUAACAAAAUAUGAUUACCCAGUAGUUCCUGCUCCGAAGACAUGUUUUUCUCGGGUAACAUCAAUUUAUUCUUACUCUGAGGAUACCAAUGACCAAUAUUUAAGAACCAUCGCAUGUCAGACACCUUAUGGUUUAGUUGAUUCAAAAGUGAGCAAAGUAAUGUUUACUCAGAGGAGGAACCCAAAAGAAAUGGAAUGACUGCGACAAAGAAAUUAGACUGCUGUUUGAUGAACAUCUUUCGCGCAUAUUCGAAAUAAAGUCAACUUUUUCUGUAAUAAAUAAACAUUUCCACUCUAUA